Drosophila navojoa is the source of this 2189-nucleotide messenger RNA. RefSeq names its product protein DENND6B. The record is from RefSeq and is a predicted model, not a curated record. Gene Ontology annotation, molecular function: guanyl-nucleotide exchange factor activity. NCBI's taxonomy places the organism in Eukaryota, Metazoa, Arthropoda, Insecta, Diptera, Drosophilidae. Gene Ontology annotation, cellular component: recycling endosome.
CAAAUAAAUAACAUUAACAUUGGAAGUGAAAGUAGAACUAGGCAGCUCCUCAUGCAGUAAAACAAUAAUAACAACACUCGCCAAGUUGAACCAAUUAUGAACACAGAGGCCAGGCCACGGCAAUACCCGAACGAUGGGCGCCAAGGGACAGGGGACGGCGAUGCGACAAGCGUAUCAAACGAAUUACCAGAUGAUUGGAUCCGUCUAUCGCAAUGGGUGCAUUGUUUUUGUGUUGUUACGUUCGACCUGAAUCUGGGACAGGCGCUCGAAUACGUUUAUCCCGCCGAAUUCAUGCCCAGCGAUCAGGAAGUAAGCAACAUUUGCUACAUGGCUUUCCCAGACUCCAACUCCGGCUGUAUGGGCGACACCAAGUUCCAUAUGCGCCUGCGAGCUUUCCAGCAUACAAAACAUGAAAUGCCCGCCAAUUUGCAAAACUACAAUUUAGACUGUGCGCCAGCCAUGCGCUACGAUACCAGCCACUAUUGGGGCUUUGUCUACUUCCGCCAGAAACGCGAUCCCAAUCUGCCGCGCGGCUAUUUUCAAAAGAGUCUGAUCAUAAUAACGCGACUGCCAUUCUUCAAUCUCUACUACGACGUGCUCGCCCAGCUGGCGCCCAAGUACUUCGAGGAGGGCAACGAGCUGUUGCAUCGCGCCUGCAGUCAAAUCAACAAACAGUGGCCAGCACUGAUGGUCGGACAGACGCUGAAGCUGCCGCUACUCGAUUAUAAUUACCAUAUAUGCAUACCCAAGGCAAGCAGCAGUAGCACUCGCAAGUUAGCUGCGGCAGCAGCAGCAGCAGCAGCAUUGGCGCCGCCAUUGACCGAUGAGCAGCCGGAGGAGCUGCCCAAAUCCGUCAAAGUGCUGGCGUCCGUCAACGAACUGGAGCUGUUCCACAGCCUUAACUAUGUCAUCGACCAUUUGUAUACGCUGUGGGAGCUGGUAAUCACAUCGGAGCCAAUUGUUGUGGUGGGCACCUCGCCAGCCGACUGCUCACACAUGGUGCAGGCUCUGGUUGCCUUGAUAGCCCCGCUGGAAUACUGUGCCGAGGCACGGCCCUACUUUACCAUACACGACAGCGAGUUCAAGGAGUUCACCCAAGAGUGCAAUAAUCGGCCCAUACCAGCCGUAAUACUGGGUGUGACUAAUCCGUUCUUUGUCAAGCUGUUCAAGGAUUGGCCGCACAUGCUGCGCCUGGUGGAUAAUCAGAAGAACAUGCAACAAGAGCUGCAGAAGAACACGCGCAACGCGCCCAGUGCGAGCGCCAAGCCCGCCCAGCCCAGCGGCACCAAUCACAACAUCCUGAAUGGCAGCCUGGGCACAGCUGCUGGGGACAGUUCGACUGCUGGACUGCACACCAAGUACAAGCCAUUCUUGAAGAAGGACAAGACGCUGAUCAAGAAGGUGCUGCUGGGCAUCAAGACCAAGCGGCCGGAGCAUGUGCAGACGGCGUUGAUUAGACGACAUCUGCUGGAGCUGACGCAGAGCUUUAUGAUACCGCUGGAGCGCUAUAUGGCCUCGCUGAUGCCGCUACAAAAGGACAUCAGUCCGUUCAAGUCGGCGCCGAAUGCUAGCUCCUUCAAGCUGGACGAUUUUCUGGCCACGCUCGAGGCAGCCGGACCGCAGUUGACCUCCGCACUGAAGGGCGACUGGAAGGGUCUCUAUCGGCGCUUCGUGCGAUCGCCCAAUUUCCGUGGCUGGUACGAGUCGCGGCACCGAGAGCUGCAACUCACACUGCAGGAUCUGCAGCUGCAGGCGCUAUCUGAGGCGAAUCUGGAGCACUGGGCGCACGACAAGCAGGAGGUGGAAAUAAUUGAUAUGAUACUCAAAUUAAAACAGAAACUGAAUCUCUACAGCGACAAAUCGCAGCUCGAGGGCAAUUCCAACACCGCGCAGCGGCAGAUUCGGGCGCAGAUAGAAUGCAUGAAAGAGUUGCUGCCAUCCGAUCUGAGGAACGUUGUGAAUCUUUGAUCGUUUGUGCAAGGCAUUAGCUAAGUUCCCUCCCACGUCUACAUCCACAUCCGCAUCCAAAUUCCCCUCAACUCCCCUACCUUAUAUAUUUUCUAAAUAUGUUUAUGUGUUUAAAUUAAGGCUAUAAAUUGUUAAAUGAUAUGCAAGAGACAACACACUCUCCGACGAGAGAUAUAGGCACCACUGUAAAAGCUAUAGAUAUAUAUAUAUUUGAUUAUCUC